CCUAUCCACCAAAUCUCACCCCUCAAAAUCCCCACCAAAUCUCACCCUCCAGGCCUCCAGCGUACUCCAAUUCCAAAUCCGCCAUGCCGUCGUUGACAUCUCCUUCCCUCCUCUCCUCCCCGCUUCCCUCCCGCGCCACCCUCGUCUCCAACAAGCCGUCCCUACGGCCUUCGCCGCUCGCCGUCUCGGCGGCGAGGCGGGGACUCCGGUUGGUGGCGGCUGCCGCGGCGGCACCGGCCUCCGCCCCGCCGGUGCCGGCACAGCGGGCCCAGCCUUCGGCGGCGGAGGUGGCCCGGACGGUGGCGGAGCUCGCGCCUUCCGGGACGCUCUCCGUCGUGGGAGCCGACGGCUGGCCGCUCGGCGUCGGCGCUCGCUUUGUCGCGGACGCUGCCGGCGCGCCCGCGCUUUGCCUUGCCACGGCGGGGGUCGUCGGACCGGAUGCACGGUCCAGCUUCCACGUCGAGUUUCGGCAAAGUGGAGCCAGGACACCACAAUGCACUUUUCUUGGUGUCUUGACUAAACCUAGUGAUGAAUAUGAGUUGAAGAAGCUUUCUACUAGGUGGGAAAGGAAAUUUGGGGAGGAGAUAGAUGAAGAUCGUUUGUAUUUAAUAUCUGUAGACCGGAUCUUGCACAUGGAAGAUUUCACUGAGGACCGCGUGUGGGUUGUCCCGUCAGAAUACAGUGAUGCUGAACCUGACCCUCUUCGAAAUUUUGCUGAAAGCAUUGUCGAGGAAAUGAACAGUGAACAUGCUGAAGAUGUUCAUAGGAUAUACAACAUUUACACUGAAUCGGAUAUUCAGGCGAUGGAUGUGAAGAUGAUUUGGGUAGACAGGCUGGGUUUUGACUUGCACGUUCGUUCUGAGGAAGGCAUCUUCGCUGUUCGGAUCCCUUUCUCGAGGCAGGUCUCUGAUGAGAAGGCGGUGAAAUCAUCGUUCAACAUGAUGUCUCAUCAUGCGUGGGAGGUAGAGAAGAGUUAUGCCGCCCCAGAGUUUGAGAAGGUACACUUCUUGAAGAAGGUCAGAUAGGUGGUGUGAUUUCUAUAGCGCCGUAUCCUACCUCCAUGGUCAGUACAUUUUGUCAUUCAGAUGAGCAUACUUGCGAAAUCCUCUAUUUCUUGACACAUAUCAUGUAACUUGUGUGAGUUUUUCCGUUCUUUUUUUUCCUCAUAUGUACCAUAGAUUAGAGCAAUGAAUUUAGACUGUAAUUUUGAAUAUUACAGCUGGCUUCUUCACCAUUGCUUCAGAUGUAACUGUUAGAUGAGAUCAAACCAAAUUAUGUUCCAUAUAUAUUGUCCUUCCUGUUAAUACCUUGCUAGUAUUUCAUCUGUAAUAUGUAAAAUACUACCUAGUCAGAAUGCGAUUUGUGUAGUUAUUUUGUAAA
Messenger RNA from Brachypodium distachyon (stiff brome), 1380 nucleotides. RefSeq names its product glutamyl-tRNA reductase-binding protein, chloroplastic. The record is from RefSeq and is a predicted model, not a curated record. Gene Ontology annotation, cellular component: chloroplast. The coding region runs from base 84 to 1025 and encodes 313 amino acids. The transcript has 5 exons. Lineage: Eukaryota; Viridiplantae; Streptophyta; Magnoliopsida; Poales; Poaceae.